AUGUACCCAGACGUCGGCCUCAAUCUCGUCCAGAUCGGACGGUACCGCCCACUCGACCUUGCAGUUGCCUGCUGUCAUAGCGACAUCGUGGCGCGGCUACUCACUGCGGGCGCCGACAUUUACAACGGAGAGUCCAGCACCUUGGUUCACAUUGGCAUCAUUCGCUACGACUCGAAAGCCGCCGCCGCCAUCACGGCCAUGUUCAACAAUGACGACAGCGCGAUGGAAGGGGCCUUGCGAGGUGCCUGGGACGACGUCCUUGGUGUGCUGACGCCCGUCGACGACUAUGAUCUUACCGAGACGUCGCCCACCGGCGAAACACUGCUGCAGCUCGCAUGCGCCGCCAACGCGAUCGCUGUCGUUCGCCACUUGUGCACGCAUCCGCGCUGCCAUGAGAUUGUCAACGCCGCCAGAAAUGACACGCGACCGGCACUGCUGUCGGCCGUGCUGGCGGGCGCCACCGAGAUCGUCUCGAUGCUCUUGGCGACGUUUGGCGAUGUGAUUGAUGUGAAUGCCAUCUACUGGGUCAAGGAAUCGGCGCAAUGGCCGCUUAGGGAAGCAAUCCUCAAGGAGCACACGGAGAUUGCGCUGCGCUUGCUCGACCAUCCGCGCAUCGACAUCAACCUCGUGAACCAGCAUGGCUCGACAGCCUUCCUAAGCGCGUGCUGGUGCAAUUGCCUCCCUGUCGUCGAGCGAUUGCUGGCGAUGCCAGGCCUCGACACGAGCAUCGUGUCCAAGUCGGGUCGCACGCCCUUUACGUGCGCCUGCUGCGAUGACCACGCGGCCAUUGUCCGCGUGCUGCUGGACCAGAACGCUGUCGCCGACCUCAACGUUCAAGACCAUGCCGGUAUGUCGGGCUUUAUGUGGCUCUGCUUUCACAACCAAGUCGACGCCAUCAACGAGCUCAUGGACGUCGUCGACCUCAACCUCCGAUGCAUCAAUGGGCUCACGGCCCUCGACUACGUCAGUCGCCAUCUCUCGUGCGGUGCUCCAAGGGAAAAUGUCGCUCUCUUGACGCUCACACAGAGCCUCCUUGCUCGGGGUGCCACGUUUGGAACCCGAGCCCAGUCAACGAUCUGUCGCCAAGUGUGUCAAGACGACGAGGUCAACCUUGCAGAGCUCGCAUGGUAUAUGCAUUUUGAUGCCCUCGACCAAACCAUUCGAGACGGCGCGUUCACAGGCGACAUCAACCGCAUUUACAAGGUAUAA
Molecule: messenger RNA, 1209 nt
Organism: Saprolegnia diclina VS20
Lineage: Eukaryota; Oomycota; Saprolegniomycetes; Saprolegniales; Saprolegniaceae
Exons: 12
Coding region: 1-1209 (402 amino acids)
Molecular function (GO): protein binding
Source: RefSeq, a predicted model, not a curated record